CUGGACUCUACCAAGAAAACAAGAUGGCGGCUUCCUUGUCAUAUUUUUUGUGCUGAAAGACUUUUCCACUUUUCUUCCACUUUUCUUCCACUAUGACAAUUUGAACUGAUCACUUCUCUACCUACAUUGAGUACUUAAAGUUUUUAAUAUGGCUUCACCUAGUUAUUUUGGUGAGUCUAACAAAAAGAGCGAGGUCAACGAACUGAAGAAGUUGCUUGAUCAGGCAGACACCCAACGGGACCCCAAAAAGUACCGCCAGGUCGUGCAGAAAGUAAUCGCUUGCAUGACUUUAGGGAUGGAUAUGUCGUCGUUAUUUAUGCGCAUGAUAAAGGCUGGUGCUACAAAUGAUCUAAUUCAGAAGAAGCUUGUGUACCUGUACAUCUGUGCCUAUGCAAAAACAAACACACAGCUUGUUGUAUUGACAAUMAAUACACUUCUUAAAGAUAUUCAAGACAGAAACUCUAUGAUAAGAGGACUAGCACUUAGAAGUAUGACAUCACUGAAUUUACCCGAUCUGUUGGAGCAUAUAGAAGAGCCAGUUAUAUCAUCAUUACAAGACCCUAGUAAUUAUGUUAGAAGAAUAGCAGUCAUGGGCUGYGUGAAGCUGCAUCAUCUUAACCCAGAUUUUGUUGAAGAAUAUGGAGUAAUUGAAAAGCUAAAAAGAAUGAUAUGGGAUGACGAUCCACAGGUGACAUGUAACUGCAUAUCAGCCUUGGAUGAGAUUCUGGCUUCUGAAGGAGGACUAGCUAUUGAUCAAAAAAUGGCACACAAUCUUCUUAAAAGCAUGGCAACUAUAAAGCUGUUUUUUCAUCUAACAAAAGACAACCAAGAACUUAUGAAUGAUGUCGUACAAAGAGUUAAAGGUCCACUUAUCUCAAUGAUGUCCUCUACAAACUAUGAAGUUAUCUACGCUGCCCUKUGUCAUAUUGAGUUACUUCUCUCUAGAACUCCCCUCUUACUUGAUAGUGAAUACAAAACAUUCUUUCUUAGAUUGAAUGACCCAUUGUUUCUUAGAAGAAAAAAGAUUCAAAUUUUGACAACAAUUGCAUCCAAAUCAAAUGUGGAAGAGAUUGUCACUGAGCUGAGUGAACUUGUUUAUGAUAUUGAUGUUGAAUUAUGUCAAGAAUGCAUCAAGGCAAUAGGAAAAAUAGCUCAAUCCCUCCCUAGAGCUGCUGAGUACUGUAUAGAUACUCUACUCAGUUUUCUAUCCUGUGAAACUGAAAGUAUUACAGCACAAACCUUAAUAGUAGUUAGAGAUUUAUUGCCAGAGUAUGAGAAACAUGCAGUUGCUGUAUUACCACAGUUAAAAGAAUGUAUUGAUAUUGUUGACAAUCCCAAUGCCAAAGCUGCUAUUGUGUGGAUUUUAGGGGAAUAUGGACAGAGUAUUCCUGAGAGUCCUUAUAUUUUGGAGAAUCUUGUCAACACACUUGAAGAGGAACAGUCAGCAGAAGUCAAAUUGCAGCUCUUGACAGCCAUGAUGAAGUUGUUUUUUAAAAGGCCUCCAGAGUGUCAAGCCUCAUUAGGCAACCUGUUAGCACACUGCAUAGAUAAUGAAACACAUAUUGAUGUCCAUGACAGAGCAUUGCUGUACUAUAGACUGUURAAAGAAAGCACUGACAUGGCUAAAGAGGUUGUGUGUGGUUAUCGAGAAAAUSCAAACAGCAAAAAUUGUAAYWUUAAACCUGACUUAGCCAAUGUUAAGGAGCAGUUAUUCAGCGAGUUUAACACAUUAUCAAUUAUGUACGGACAACCAUCUGUGAAUUUUGUGAUUCAGACAAUUCCGUUUAUCAAAGGAAUCCCAUAUCASAAAAGACAAGAUUUCGAAACACCGACACUUAAGGAUGUCAUGGAACCACCUCCUUCAAGUAAACCAGACAUUACUGUAGCAAAUCUUCUGGGGGAUUUCCAUAUUUCAUCAAAUGAAGAAUCUGCMACAAAGUUACAAUUAGUAGCGGAACCAUCUGUCUCGCGUUCUGAUUUUCAGCAAAAAUGGAUUGCAUUACCGACCAGCUCCAAAAUCACAUUAAAUUUGACAAGCACCCCUGCAAUACCCAAUGACUUCGAAAGARUUUUAUUGGAACAAAAUAUUGUCAUGAUGGCUUUUGGUGUCAGCAAUAAAACGCAAAAAUACUUCCACUAUGCACAGCAGGAAGUCGACAGUGGACUAUUUUUUAUAGAAACAAAUAUCGACGGAGAAACUAAUAUACUCACGGCCGAGUUUAAAGCAGAAAACCAAGAAAGAAGUGAUGAGUUUGUGAAAAUAUACACAGACGCUGUAGCGAAGAGAUGGAUAUAAAACCACCGCGAACAUUAGAUGGACAAAUUAUAUUUAAAAUUUUAAGAUACAGCCUUUUGCACAAAUUAUGAGACAUUUUUAUAUAUAUAAAUAUACCUAACCA
Exaiptasia diaphana is the source of this 2399-nucleotide messenger RNA. RefSeq names its product AP-4 complex subunit beta-1. The coding region runs from base 149 to 2296 and encodes 715 amino acids. The record is from RefSeq and is a predicted model, not a curated record. The transcript has 17 exons. Gene Ontology annotation, molecular function: clathrin binding. Lineage: Eukaryota; Metazoa; Cnidaria; Anthozoa; Actiniaria; Aiptasiidae. Gene Ontology annotation, biological process: vesicle-mediated transport; intracellular protein transport. Gene Ontology annotation, cellular component: clathrin adaptor complex; membrane coat.